AUGGAUGGUGAGGAACAGCAGAUAGAUGGUGAAAUUCAUAACCAUGAGAACAUGUUGAAAGAAAAAAAGAAAUCAUGGGGAAAACUGUUUCGGCCGGAUUCUUUCAGCCUAGAGGCCGGAAAAACUCCAACAAAUACUGAUCUUCCCUCAUUGAUGAGCUGGAGAACGACGAUGAGUUUGGCAUUUCAGAGCCUAGGAGUGGUGUAUGGAGACAUCGGGACAUCACCAUUAUAUGUGUACGCAAGUACUUUCACAGAAGGCAUCAAUGAUAAAGACGAUGUCAUCGGUGUUCUCUCGCUCAUCAUCUACACACUUACGCUCGUCGCGCUUCUCAAGUAUGUCUUCAUUGUCCUUCAGGCUAACGACAACGGAGAAGGAGGAACAUUUGCAUUGUACUCAUUGAUAUGUCGUUAUGCAAAAACGGGACUAGUCCCAAACCAAGAACCAGAAGAUAGUGAGCUCUCAAACUAUAGACUUGAACUUCCAAACACACAACACAGAAGAGCCCAUAAGAUCAAAGAGAAGCUCGAAAACUUCAAAUUCGCUAAGAUCACACUCUUCCUCGUCACUAUUAUGGGCACUUCGAUGGUCAUUGGUGAUGGUAUACUUACUCCUUCUAUCUCAGACACGGUCGUCGGUGUUUCGGUUGCAAUCUUGAUUCUGCUAUUCGCAUUUCAGCGGUUUGGAACCGAUAAAGUCGGAUUCUCAUUCGCUCCGAUCAUCCUCGUAUGGUUCUCAUUUCUGACCGGAAUUGGUCUCUUUAAUCUGUUCAAGCAUGACAUUACCGUCCUAAAGGCACUUAAUCCACUCUAUAUUAUUCACUACUUUCGAAGAAACGGUAAAAAGGGUUGGAUUUCUCUCGGAGGUGUUUUCCUCUGCAUCACUGGGACGGAGGCCAUGUUUGCUGAUCUAGGUCAUUUCACUGUUCGAGCCGUACAGAUUAGUUUCUCAUGUGUCGCAUAUCCGGCGCUAGUAACAAUUUAUUGCGGGCAGGCUGCUUACCUCACUAAACAUACUUCCAACGUUUCAAACACUUUCUACGACUCAAUCCCAGAUCCUUUUUACUGGCCGACAUUUGUGGUGGCGGUCGCAGCAUCGAUCAUCGCGAGCCAAGCUAUGAUAUCCGGCGCCUUCUCAGUCAUCUCACAGUCUCUACGUAUGGGUUGUUUCCCUCGAGUGAAAGUAGUUCACACCUCGGCUAAGUACGAGGGACAAGUCUACAUCCCCGAGAUCAACUACUUCCUCAUGCUUGCAUGCGUCGCGGUUACCCUGGCCUUUAGGACAACCGAAAAGAUAGGUCAUGCUUAUGGAAUAGCUGUCGUAACCGUCAUGGUCAUAACGACCUUUAUGGUGACUCUCAUAAUGCUUGUUAUUUGGAAGACCAACAUAGUGUGGAUCGCUAUGUUUUUGAUAAUCUUUGGCUCUAUAGAGAUGUUGUAUCUUUCGUCGGUUAUGUACAAGUUCACGAGCGGUGGGUAUCUACCGCUUGCGAUAACGAUAGUUUUGAUGACGAUGAUGGCGAUUUGGCAAUACGUUCAUGUUCUCAAGUACCGGUACGAGUUGAAAGAGAAGAUUUCUGGUGAAACCGCUAUACAAAUGGCCACAAGACCCGACGUAAACCGGGUACCAGGGAUCGGUCUCUUCUACACUGAGCUUGUACACGGUAUAACUCCAUUGUUCUCUCAUUAUAUCUCCAAUCUUUCUUCGGUCCACUCGGUUUUCGUCUUGAUAUCGAUCAAGACACUUCCUGUGAACCGCGUAACCGCAUCAGAACGAUUCUUUUUCCGUUAUGUGGAGCCAAAGGAUUUUGGAAUGUUUCGGUGUGUUGUGAGGUAUGGUUACAAAGAAGACAUCGAAGAGUCUGACGAGUUUGAGCGUCAGUUUGUUCAUUACUUAAAGGAGUUCAUACAUCAUGAGUACAUCAUUUCCGGAGGAGGAGGAGAAGACGUGGAAGAGACGGAGAAAGAAGAGGAACCAAACGUUGAAUCUACACUUGUGACUUUGUCUAACUCUGUCCCUUCGUCCGGGCGUAUCGGGUCCACUCACUCUUCGUCGAACAAGAUUAGGUCGGGAAGAGUUGCGCAGGUGCAAUCCGUAGAGGAUCAGACGGAGGUUGUGGAGAAAGCGAGAGAGAAAGGAAUGGUUUAUCUAAUGGGAGAGACGGAGAUCAUGGCGGAGAAAGAUUCUUCUUUGUUUAAAAAGUUUAUAGUGAACCAUGCUUACAAUUUCUUGAAGAAGAAUUGUCGCGAAGGUGACAAAGCACUUGCAAUUCCAAGGUCGAAGCUUCUUAAGGUUGGCAUGACUUAUGAGCUAUAA
Molecule: messenger RNA, 2316 nt
Organism: Microthlaspi erraticum
Lineage: Eukaryota; Viridiplantae; Streptophyta; Magnoliopsida; Brassicales; Brassicaceae
Source: the annotation of a GenBank genome assembly